AUGAAGUUCAAGAGUACGCGGGGAGGGUCCGAGGUGCUGACCUUUGAGGAGGCGGUGCUGCGGGGGUAUGCGCCAGACGGUGGCAUGAUCGUGCCAGCCACGAUUCCCUGCAUCGAACGCGGCACCCUGCGCCAGUGGGCCGCCCGUAAUCUCACCUUUCCGCAACUAUGUGAGGAAAUCUUCGCGCUCUUCAUUGACGAAGAGGAGAUGCCGCGAGCCGAUCUUCGCGCGCUCCUCCAGUCCUGCUUCGGGGAGUUCACAGAUGACGAGAUUGUACCCAUCAAGCACCUCGCCCCUCGGCACGCAACUGAAGCUGGCAGCGGGUUUGAGUUUGAUGUUGCGGAGCUGUUUCACGGUCCCACGCUGGCAUUCAAGGACCUCGGGCUGCAGUUCAUCGGGCACAUGUUCGAGUACCUCGUACGCAAGCGACAGCGCAAGCUCUCCAUCAUCGUCGCCACCAGCGGUGACACCGGGAGUGCCGCCAUCCACUGCGUGAAGGGCCGCCAGAACAUGAACAUCUUUGUGCUGCUGCCCGGCCAAGGCAGGAUAGCUGAACUUCAGGAACGUCAAAUGACGACCGUGCUCGACAAGAAUGUGUUCUCCAUCGCCGUGGACGGCACCUCUGACGAUGCCGAUGUGGCAGUCAAAGGCGUGUUUGCGGACCCAGAGUUCGUGGAGAAGUACGGCGUGUGCACCAUCAAUUCGCCCAACUGGGCUCGCAUCAUGAUGCAGCUCGUCCAUUUCUUCUACGCCUACCUCCGCGUCUGCCCGGAGUGUGACCGCGAAAUCGUGUUCUCGAUUCCCUCGGGCGGCUUCGGCAACGGCUUCUCGGGCUACCUGACCAAGCGCAUGGGCCUCCCCGUCAAGUACUUCAUCCCGGCCGUCAACGACAAUGACACCCUCCACCGAUUCUUUGCCCAUGGCGAGUUGGCACCCUCUGACGUCGUGGUUAAGACCAUUAGCCCCGCCAUGGAUAUCAAUGUGCCGUACAAUAUCGAAAGGCUUCUCUACUACCUCUCGGGCGAGAACGCGGAGAAGGUCCGCGAGUGGAUGACCCACCUCGAGCAAUCGCCGAACGGGAAGGUCAAAUUUGACGAGGAGCUCAUGGCCAAGGCACGAGCUCUGUAUCGAUCGGCGUCGGCCACACAGCAAGAAGUGAAGGCCGGCAUCGAAUUCAGCCAUCGCAUUUACGACUACGUCUUCUGUCCGCACACGGCCAUCGCCUUCCUGGCCGCCCAGAAGGCCCACCAACAGGGCGAGGAGGCGCCCAUCGUGGUGGCGGCGACGGCUCACCCGGCCAAGUUCGUGGACACAGUCGAGGAGGUCUUGCGGAAGGUCAAUGCGGACUACAGCCUCCCGGUGCCGCCGCAGCUGGCCGGCAUCCGUGAGCGGGAGACGCGGUGCCUCCAGUGGGCGCGCCCAGCAGACUGGGCCGACGUAUGGACCCGCGACCUCCAGUCGCUCGUGACCUUGUCCUACCAGUCCGGGUAA
Acanthamoeba castellanii str. Neff is the source of this 1491-nucleotide messenger RNA. RefSeq names its product threonine synthase. The coding region runs from base 1 to 1491 and encodes 496 amino acids. Gene Ontology annotation, biological process: dephosphorylation; 2-oxobutyrate biosynthetic process. The record is from RefSeq and is a predicted model, not a curated record. The transcript is spliced from 9 exons. Gene Ontology annotation, molecular function: pyridoxal phosphate binding. NCBI's taxonomy places the organism in Eukaryota, Discosea, Longamoebia, Acanthamoebidae.